This is a messenger RNA of Vigna radiata var. radiata (mung bean), 1615 nucleotides long. RefSeq lists its product as uncharacterized. Gene Ontology annotation, molecular function: protein dimerization activity. Bases 571 to 1098 code for a protein of 175 amino acids. Lineage: Eukaryota; Viridiplantae; Streptophyta; Magnoliopsida; Fabales; Fabaceae. The record is from RefSeq and is a predicted model, not a curated record. The transcript is spliced from 2 exons.
AUGAUGGGAGUCAUUGUGGUCAGGGCUUUAGUUUUAUGAUGGGAGUAAGUGGACAUUGCUUCCGGAGGAGUCUUAAACCCAAAGGAAUUUAAGAAACCUCAGUAAGCUGUCUAUUUAACGGAUAUCUUGGUAUCGUCGGAGUGGUAUCAUGCCUCUUUAUACGAGUGUAUCUUGCAUAAGUCUCCUACCAUAGUAGCACUGACUGUCCUACACAAAGUAUUGCACGUACUUAUAUAAUGGAAGUUGCAUACUGGGCAUGUUAAGAGAUGGUGUACCCUCCAUGGCUGCUGUUAACACUUAUACGUUAAUGACAUAAAAAAGUUCUAUGAAUUAUAGGAAAAUGGUCGAAUCCUCUAGUUCAUUCUGGAUGUGACUAGAUUUGUCACAACUUAUUUAACUCUUGCUUGUCUUCAUGAAUUAAAGGCAUAAUUGUUGACCAUGUUUAGCUCUGAAGAGUGGAAGACAAGCAAGUUUGGAACUUCACAAGAGGGUAGAAAAGUACAAUAUGUGAUAUUAGAUAGCUAGUUUUGGAAGAAUAUCUACACAUGCCUGAAAGCUGCUGCCCCUUUUAUGGUGGUCUUAAGAUUAGUAGACCCAGAUGUAAAACCUGUGAUGGGUUUCAUUUAUGAAGAGAUGGAUUGUGAAAAAGAGAAGAUUAGGUCUAACUUUAACAAUAUCAAAAAGAGUUAUGAAGAGGUUUGGAGAAUAAUUGAUGCUCGAUGGGAUAAUCAACUUCAUAGGCCUUUGCAUGCAGCUGCCUAUUUUCUGAACCCCCAUUUCCACUAUGAACCUAACUUUAGAUCUGAUGAUGGUGGAGAGGUGAAAGAAGGAUUGCAUUUUUGCAUGAGAAGAUUGAUACCAGAUAUGGCAGAAAGAAGAAAAAUUAAUUUACAAAUUGUUGAAUUUCAUAAUGCCAAAGGAUUUUUUGGAAUGGAAGAUGCAAAGGAGUGUAGGAAAGAGUUAAAUCCUGGGGAAUGGUGGGACAUGUUUGGUGAUGGAACUCCAGAGUUGAAGAGAUUUGUUAUUCGAAUUCUAAGUUUAACUUGUAGUUCUUCUGGAUGUGAGCGUAAUUGGAGCUCAUUUGAAAUGAUAAUUUAAAUUAUUUUUAAUUUAUAAAUUCCUUUAUUAUGUUUAUAUCUUCACUAAAAAUUUUAUAUUUCAUUUUAGGUUCAUACAAAGAGAAGGAAUCAUUUGCAUAAAAAAAAGAUGAAUGAUUUAGUUUAUGUGAUGUAUAACUCCAAGCUGAAAAAUAGACAAAUUCGAAAAACUGUAGCUCUUCCAUUUGAUGACAUUGAAUUAGAUGAUGAAUGGAUAGCUGAAGAGGCAGAUGAUGUUGUUGAGAUUGAUAAAGUUGAAGGUGAAAAUGAUGGUGAAAAUGUUCACUUAGAUGGAGCAAUAAUAGAUCCUGUUCUAGAUGUUCUUGAUCUUGAUAACAUAACAUUUAGGAACAAUGAGGAUGCACAACAUUCAUUAGAGGAAGAGUUAGAUGAGGAUGAUGAUGUCAUUAUUAGAGGAUUAAAGUAUUAGGCAUAAAGACUUUGAUAUUUCAAUUUAUGUUUUACAUUAUAUUUUUAUGAUCAAUAUUUCUAUGAACUUAUGUAUUUCAACUUAUAUA